AUGCAAGGCGGGCUGCACGCUUCUUCUUCCUCCACUCCACUCUCAUUCUCCCUUACUACCUCUGACGCCUUAGUUCCGGCUCAGACUCAGACUCAGACCUGGAACUUGGAACCCGGGACUUUGUUGCAAUUUGUUGGAUUGUCUGUCUCCAUCCGGCGGCCGACCAUCCUUCCAAUUCUCACUCCUCCACCCCGUCCAUCCUCCUCUUCGCCCUCCCCUCCGGGCCUUUGUCACCCGGCCUCUCUCUCCAACUCUUUUUUCCCAGCCUUGCCUUGUUGCAUCACUCUUCGACUUGGCCGUCGAGCUGUGGCCACCGCUAACGCUGCUGGUGCUGCCGUUGCCGAGACGCCCGUUCCAACCGCGCCCGCGCCGCUCUCGACGACAUCUCGUGAGAUCGACCAUCUUCGAGCCGUCUGCAGCCUCGUUUCCUCCGUUGCGCUCCUUCUCUCCCUCCACAGCCAGCUGCCGCCGUUGCUGCUGCUGCUGCCAGCCAUAGCAACAUGCUCGCCUCCUCUCGAGCUCCACGUUCGCUUUCGCUUCAAACCAGCUACUGACAAUUCUCUCCGUCACCAGAGUCACGACGUGAAUUCCCCAAACGACAUGGUCAUGGACACGGACGACUACGUCGGCGUCGCCAAUGAGCCUGACAAGGACCCCGUCGCCAUCAUCCCAGAAACUCUCGACCAAGAGGCCGACCAGCUGCAAGACCUGCCGAUGGCCAACGAUCACGAUGCGAUGAAAGAGCUUGUCUUGCCUCCGCUGGUCGAUGAGCCGAAGAUCCUCGGCGACUACGAGCACACAUGGACAGUCGAGAACUGGCGCAGUCUAGGCAAGAAGGAACAUGGCCCUGUCUUCCAGGCCCACGGAUUCCCUUGGCGCAUCUUGCUGUUCCCCCACGGCAACAACAUCGAUCAGUGCUCCAUUUACCUCGAACAUGGCUUCGACGCUGAUGCCGUCCCCGAUAACUGGAGCUGCUGCCUCCAGUUCUCCCUCGUCCUCUGGAACCCGAACGACCCCAGCUUAUACUGCCACCAUGCUGCCCACCACAGGUUCACCAAGGAGGAGGGCGACUGGGGCUUCACCCGAUUCGUCGAGCACCGACGCAUGUUCAAUGUGCCUUGGGAUGGUGGUAGCCGGCCUCUUUGCGAAGAUGACACUGCCAACAUUACUGCCUACGUUCGUUUCGUCGAGGACGAGACAGGUGUCCUGUGGCACAACUUUGCCAACUACGACUCCAAGAAAGAGACGGGCUAUGUUGGGCUCAAGAACCAAGGCGCCACCUGUUACCUCAACUCCCUCAUCCAGUCACUCUACUUCACAAACGCGUUCCGAAAGGCCAUCUAUGAAAUCCCCACUGAAAAUGAUCAAGGCAUGGACAAUAGCGCGUAUACCCUACAGCGACUCUUUUACCAGUUGCAAACAUCCGAGCAGGCCGUCGGAACAAAUGAGCUCACUAAGUCUUUUGGUUGGGAAACUCGACACAUCUUUGAACAACAAGAUGUCCAAGAGCUGUCCCGCAAGCUCAUGGAGAGAAUGGAGGAGAAGAUGAAGGGCACAAAGUCGCAAACUGUCCUUCCUGAAAUGUUCAGUGGAAAGAUCAAGACUUACAUCUCUUGUAUAAACGUCGACUACGAAUCAAGUCGCAUCGAAGACUUCUGGGAUAUUCAACUCAACGUGAGCGGGAACACGAACUUGCUCGACAGUUUCAAAGACUACAUCCAGGUCGAGAAGAUGGAUGGAGAGAACCAAUACUUUGCAGGUGAUCAAUUUAAGCUGCAAGACGCCAACAAGGGAGUCAUUUUCACCAGCUUCCCCGAUGUGCUGCACCUCCAGCUCAAACGAUUCGAGUACGAUAUCCAACGCGAUAUGAUGAUGAAGAUCAACGACCGCUACGAGUUCCCCGACGUAUUUGAUGCCGCACCAUACCUCUCCGAUGAUUCCGACAAGUCCGGAUCGUGGAUGUACCAGCUUCACAGCGUUCUCGUUCACAGCGGCGAUUUGAAUGCCGGUCAUUACUACGCAUUCUUGAAGCCUGGAAAAGACGGCUGGUUCUAUAAGUACGACGAUGACAAGGUUACCAAGGCCACCAUGAGAGAAGUGCUUGAGGAGAACUUUGGUGGCGAGUACCGAACCUCGAAUGGCUUCCCUCGUGCGCCCCUCCAGAAGAAGGCCCCUAUCAUGCGCCAGAACAGCGCAUACAUGUUGGUUUACAUCCGCCAGUCGCGUGUUGACCAGAUUCUUCACCCUGUCAACCAGGACGAUAUUCCCCAACAUCUCCAGGAACGCUUCAACGAGGAAACCGCCCUUCGGGAAGCUAAGAGGAAGGAACAGAGGGAGGCACAUCUCUACAUGAUGGCAAAGGUCAUUACUGACAAGUCCUUCCGAAGCUAUGGCGGGACCGAUCUCUGCCUCUUUGACGCCAACCCGGAAGUCGAUCCUGCCGCUCCCAAGUCCUACCGAAUCCGUCGAGCCAUGACGAUGGCGGAGUUUGUAACCCAGGUAGCCGGUGACAUGAACGAAGAUCCGCGCAAGGUGCGACUUUGGCUCAUGGUCAACCGACAAAACAAAACUAUCCGACCCGACCAACCCAUUAUGGAUCUAGGACCUACGGUUGAGGAGACAUAUGCUCGCUCGGCGGCACACCGAGACACCAGUCUGCGGGUGUGGGCGGAAGUGGCGGACGAGGUUAACUCUAAUGGCGAACCAAUCUGGCCGUCCUACCAAAGCCAACCGAAUGGCGUUGUCGUCAAGAACGACACCAUCUUGCUCCUUCUGAAGCACUUUGACAACGAGACCCAGACCCUGAGGGGUGUUGGCCAUGUCUACAUUGCGAAGGAGAAGAAGGUGGAGGAGCUAGUUCCGUUAAUCGCCAAGAGAAUGGGCUGGGGAGAGAAGUUACCCGCCGACGAGAAACUUCUCUUGUGGGAGGAAAUCAAACCAACAAUGAUCGAACCCCUGAAGUCGAAGCAGUCUUUGAAGGUUGCUGAGCUCCAGGAUGGAGACAUUAUUUGCUUCCAGCGAUCUAGCGAGCGCAAAUCCGAGCAACAAAAGCGCUCAGGCGACAAGCCACUGGAGACGGUCACCACAUCGGAUCACUUUGAGGAUGCCCGCGAAUACUACGACUUCCUUGAGCACAAGAGGACAGUGAGAUUCCAUCCUCACACUACACGAUGCGAUCCGGCCCUGUACCCCCCGUUCGAUCUAGUUUUGAAUUCUAAAAUCACGUACGACACUCUGGCGGAACGGGUUGGGGCUCACCUCAAGGUAGACGCAACACACAUUCGAUUCUGGACGGUCAGCUCGGCAACCGACAACCCCAAGGCAUCAGUGAGGCGUGGAGCAAACCCUACCCUGCGACAAAUCUUGAACCCCCUGGGAUCCACCAGCCUUAGCUCAAGUCAACGAGGCGACGCCUUUUAUUUCGAAGUCCUUGAGAUCACUUUGGCUGAGCUAGACACGAAGAAAAGCAUCAAGCUGACUUGGCUGAGCGAGGGAAUCACGAAGGAGGACCAGUUCGACUUGCUUGUUCCCAAGACCGGAACAGUCGAGGAUUUGAUCGAAGCUUUGAUCAAAAAGGCGCACAUCUCGAGCGAGGAUGAGGGUGGCAGGAUACGGGUUUACGAGACCAGCUCUAACAGAUUCUAUCGUGAACCUGUUCGAGAACACCCAGUCAUGAACCUCAACGAUUUUACUCAGCUCUACGCCGAGCGUGUUCCGCAGGACGAGGCAGUAGCGGAGGAUGGCAACUUCAUCCAGGUCUUCCAUUUCCAGAACGACGUGAGCCGAGUCCACGGCGUCCCGUUCAAGUUCCUCCUCAUCGAGGGCGAGAAAUUUGCGGAUACGAAGAAGCGAUUGGAAAAGCGAACUGGAAUCAAGGGCAAGAGCUUUGAGAAAAUCAAGAUUGCCGUGGUUCGACGAGCCAACUACUCCAAGCCUCAAUAUCUCAAUGAUGAAGAUGAACUUUGGAAUGUUGCACAAUCCGAUGAUGACUACCUCGGCCUUGACCAUGUGGAUAGAACAAGGACGCUGAGGAAUGGCGUUGGGGAUCUUUUCCUUAAAUGA
Molecule: messenger RNA, 4062 nt
Organism: Ilyonectria robusta
Lineage: Eukaryota; Fungi; Ascomycota; Sordariomycetes; Hypocreales; Nectriaceae
Product: putative ubiquitin hydrolase
Exons: 11
Coding region: 1-4062 (1353 amino acids)
Biological process (GO): regulation of protein stability; protein deubiquitination
Cellular component (GO): cytosol; nucleus
Molecular function (GO): cysteine-type deubiquitinase activity; cysteine-type endopeptidase activity; protein binding
Source: RefSeq, a predicted model, not a curated record